GUCGUUUCACAGAUCAUGUCGUGUUUGUUUCGUCGAUCGAAAAGGAAGGGUUCUCGCAUACAGUUGUUACUGGGAACUUGGAAGAAGGGAUAUCAAUUACUUCAUUUGACAGACGGCACCUCCCGUCUUUGCACCUAAACGAUAAUCUUCUGAUCACCUUUUCUUGCUUUAAUACUUUUCUCGCACACUGGCUGUGUUAAACAGGACCAUGGUUCCUAUGAUAUUCUUUACAGCCUUGGCCCUGGCUGGCUUCAGUACGGCCAAAUUCGUCAAAGUUGAAGACACUUCUGUCCUUCCAGUCGGAUGGGAAAAGAUCGACCAAGCUGUCGAUCCUAGCCAUACGUUGCGGCUCUCUAUCGCUUUGCGACAGCCUGAUAUCGACAACCUGAAGACGAGCCUACGAAGACGCGAUUGUACAUCUGGGAAAUACACACAGAACCACCUCACUCAAAAAGAGGCAUUCGCCCUCCGAGAUCCGGAUCAAAAAGAUGUCGGCCAGGUACUGGGAUGGUUGAAGAGUAAAGGAGUCGCAGCAAAGGCAACGGCAGACAAGGAUUGGAUUCAUGUCAAGACAACUGUCAAGGCUGCGGAAGAUCUCCUCAAUACCAAGAUUGGAUUCUACAAGUUUGAGGACCAGAAGCCUGUUCUCCGAACAAAUCAAUAUUCGGUACCUGAGUCUGUUGCCAAUGCCGUCAACUUCAUCCACCCGAUUGCCAACUUCAUGCGACCCAAGAAGGAACUCACCACUCCCGAUCCAGCUCUGACACCAAGCAUGCUUAAAACGAUACAGCUCGAGAAGCGUGCCACUCCUUGCAGUCGGGCUGUCACCCCCGACUGUCUCCGUGAGCAAUACAACAUUAGCUACCCUGCUUAUAAUGGUAGCUCUCAAAUUCGCCUCGGUAUUGCCGGUUUUCUGGAGGAGAACGCCAACUACGAGGACAGCAACGACUUUCUCAGAAUCUAUGCAAAGCCCCUUUACGAAGCCCGUUACAACUUCUCGGUCCAGUUGAUCAACGGUGCCAACAACUCGCAAGAACUUUUCGACUCAGGAAACGAGGCGGCUCUUGAUGUUCAGUAUGGUAUGGCCCUCGGAUAUCCGACCAAUAUCACUUACUAUCUUGCCGAUGGUCGUGGGCCUACCUUGGACGGCGAUGGUGAAGAACUGCCCGAGGAGUACAACGACAAUGAGCCGUAUCUCGAAUUCCUCGAUUACCUUCUUGACCUCUCUGAUGACGAGAUACCUCAUGUCCUCUCCGUCUCUUACGGCGACAACGAAGUCUCAGUUCCCCGCAAGUACGCCGAGCGUGUUUGCUCCUUGUUCGGUCUUCUGACAGCGCGUGGUACAACCAUCGUAGCAGCCUCUGGUGAUGGAGGUGCAAAGGGAGCAAGCAACUCAACCUGUCGAACCAAUGACGGUAGCGACAAGGACGUUACCAUGUCUGUAUUCCCCGCAACUUGUCCAUGGGUCACAAGCGUUGGCGGCGUCACUUCUGGGGUUGAGCCCUUUGAAGGUGCUGAGUUCAGUGGAGGCGGUUUCUCUCAGUACUUCCCUCGUGAGAAGUGGCAGGAUUCUUCCAUCAAGAGCUAUGUCAAGGCUCUUGAUGGACAUCUCGACGGCCAUUAUAACGCCAGCAACCGAGGAGUACCUGACAUCUCUAUUUCAGCCACAAGUUUCAUCACUCGCUUGAAAGGUCAGGCAGUUGGUCUUAGAGGCACCAGCGCAAGUGCGCCUGUCGUCGCAGCUAUGCUUGCGCUCGUCAACGACGCACGUGUCCGGAAAGGCAAAGAAGUGCUGGGAUGGCUUAAUGAGGUUCUAUAUUCGGAGGAGGUGCAAGCAGCUCUCCAGGAUGUUACCAAAGGAGAGAGCCGAUCGUGCGAUUUCAGUAAGAGUGGCAGCCCAGGAGGCUGGCCGGCAGCAAAGGGCUGGGAUGCGAUCACAGGCCUGGGGGUUCCAUCUGACUUCCAGAAGCUAUUUGACGUGUUGGUCGAUAUCUGAAGGGAGAUCCACCGUCCGUUUUCGAUUCUAAAUAGUGUAUUUUUCUUAAUAGAAUUAAUAGCUCAGUUGAGGUAAAAGCCGGGUGCUAGCGAUAGGUG
Molecule: messenger RNA, 2094 nt
Organism: Fusarium verticillioides 7600
Lineage: Eukaryota; Fungi; Ascomycota; Sordariomycetes; Hypocreales; Nectriaceae
Exons: 1
Coding region: 209-1996 (595 amino acids)
Biological process (GO): proteolysis
Molecular function (GO): serine-type endopeptidase activity; tripeptidyl-peptidase activity
Source: RefSeq, a predicted model, not a curated record